This is a messenger RNA of Toxotes jaculatrix (banded archerfish), 1425 nucleotides long. RefSeq names its product forkhead box J1a (gene foxj1a). Gene Ontology annotation, molecular function: sequence-specific DNA binding; DNA-binding transcription factor activity. Gene Ontology annotation, biological process: regulation of DNA-templated transcription. NCBI's taxonomy places the organism in Eukaryota, Metazoa, Chordata, Actinopteri, Toxotidae. The record is from RefSeq and is a predicted model, not a curated record. The transcript has 2 exons. Bases 1 to 1425 code for a protein of 474 amino acids.
AUGCUGUCUCUGAGCUGUGCAGAUCCCUGGCCCGAAGGCUCGGUGGGGCUGGAGGAGGAGGUGGUGACCGCCGCUGCCCAGGCGGAGGAGCGGGACAGCGGCAGCACCAAUAACAGUGAGAGCAGCAUCAGCAGCUGCUGCGGCUCCGUCAACCUGGACGACAGCCUGACCAGCCUGCAGUGGCUGCAGGAGUUCUCCAUCCUGGACGCCAACGUGCCGCAGCGGGCCCACCACCAGCCGCACCUGUUCGGCCACCAGCCGCUGGGAUCCGACGCCCCAGCCUCCCCUUUGGCCGGGGACCCCGCCACCAUCGGCAUGCCCCUGACUCCGGGGAAGCCCACAGCGGCGGCCUACAGCAGAAUGCAGUCCCUCCCCGGUAUAGUGGCUCACGGUCACUGUCCUGAUGAGGUAGACUACAAGACCAACGCGCACAUCAAGCCGCCAUACUCGUACGCCACCCUGAUCUGCAUGGCCAUGCAAGCCAGCAAGAAAACCAAGAUCACUCUGUCCUGCAUCUACAAGUGGAUCACCGACAACUUCUGCUACUACCGCCAUGCUGAUCCCACCUGGCAGAACUCCAUCCGCCACAAUCUGUCACUCAACAAGUGCUUCAUCAAGGUGCCGCGGCAGAAGGACGAGCCAGGGAAGGGGGGCUUCUGGAAGAUCGACCCGCAGUAUGCCGAGCGCCUCCUCAGUGGCGCCUACAAGAAGCGACGAAUGCCACCGGUCCAGAUCAAUCCAGCCCUACAAAACAGGCUCAGGGUCAACCUCCAGCCCCAGUCCAGAGACUCUGGACAGAUAGGCCUGUGCAUCAACCCAGAGUCCCAGCGGCUCCUCCGGGAGUUUGAAGAGGCAACCGGCGCAGACCAGAACUGGGACCCCCAUCUGGCUGAAGGGACCAUGCUGGGGUCCUGGCCUGUGGUCAGGGGAAGAGGUGGGCUCAAGAGGAAACAGUCACUGGGCUCGAGAAAUGGCGCAAUAAAAGCCCCACGACGCUCCAGCUCCCCGCUGCUGUCCAUGGACGAACAGAAGGAGAUCGCACCUCUGAAGGGGGACUUUGACUGGGACGCCCUGCUGGACUCAGCCCUCAACGGUGAGCUCAGUUUGGAGGGAGGUGAACCUUUGAGCCCCAUCAUGAAAGAAGAGGACCUGACAGUACGGGGGACCCACAUCACCCCUGUUGAAGCCCCCACAGGGACAGCAGACAUCCACGUGCUGGCGGAGACCCAAAGGAGUAAUGAUAUGUCAGACUUUGACGAAGAGACCUUCCUCGCCACAGCCUUCCUGGAGAGCCCCUGGCCUGAAGAAGAGGAGCAAGGCCGCAGUGAUUUCCUCUGUAGCUCCACAGUCAACCUGGACCAGCUGUUUGACCUUGGAGACUCGUUAGGUGGUGACCCCAGCACCCGGAUCGACACCCUCCUUUGA